AUGCCGCUAGUUGGAAACAACAUUAGUAAAAGAAGAUUGACCAUGUUUCUGCCUCACGAAUUGAUCAUUCAAAUCUUACUGUGGUUACCAGUUAAGUCUCUUUUACGUUUCAAAUGUGUUUGUAAAUCAUGGUUUUCUCUUAUAUCUCAUGACUCCCACUUUGCAAAUUCACAUUUUCAACUCACAACCAAUCGUAGAAUUCUAUUUAUAUCAUCAACUCAUGAAUCUCUAUCCAUCGAUUUUGAAGCAUCGAUUCACAAUGACAGUGCUUGUCUUUCACUCAACCUUCCAGAGGAUUUUACUGCUUUUGAAGUUAAAGGUUCAUGUAGAGGCUUCGUACUUAUCUGCUGUUCCUUAAACAUGUAUCUAUGGAAUCCAUCCACUAGAGUUCACAAACAAAUACCUUUAUCUCCUUUUAGUUCCAACUUAGAUGAAGCUGAUUAUUUCUAUGGUUUUGGGUAUGACCAUUCAACUGAUGAUUACUUGGUUGUUUAUCAUGAUUAUUCAGAAGAACCUCCAUUACACUUGGAGUACUUCUCAUUAAAAGCUAAUGCAUGGAAACAAGUUAAGGGUCCUCACUUCCCUUAUACCUUGGAGGAUGGGCCCAAAGGUGGGUGUCUCUAUAAUGGGGCUAUUCAUUGGUUGGCUUAUUGUAUAACUGAUGUUAUUCUUGCAUUUGAUUUAAUGGAAAGGAAACUUUCCUAUAUGCAUUUGCCUAGUGAUUCUCACGGUGAUCCUUUGCAAUGUGGUGGUUUGUGGGUAUAUGGAGAAUUUCUCAGUCUAUAUACUAAGAAUUAUGGAAAAGAUACGGUUCAAAUAUGGGUCAUGAAAGAAUACAAAGUGAGCUCCUCUUGGACUAUCAUUCUUGUUCUUCCUCUUGAUCUCAUCAUUUGCCGUAAGGCAGCCUUUUUUCCUUUGUGCUGUACUAAAAGUGGUGAUAUUAUUGGGGUAGAUGAAGACGAUGGAUUGGUCAAGUUUGAUAAAAAAGGACGAUUUCUAGAUCUACAUUCAUAUCCUAAAUACGAUCUUAGAUGCAAAGUGACUAUGUGUAUAGAUUCUUUGCUUUCACUCCCUGGUGAUGGUGAUAACACGCAAGCUUGA
Vicia faba (fava bean) is the source of this 1101-nucleotide messenger RNA. NCBI's taxonomy places the organism in Eukaryota, Viridiplantae, Streptophyta, Magnoliopsida, Fabales, Fabaceae. The record is from the annotation of a GenBank genome assembly.